Messenger RNA from Spodoptera litura, 1659 nucleotides. RefSeq lists its product as uncharacterized. The record is from RefSeq and is a predicted model, not a curated record. NCBI's taxonomy places the organism in Eukaryota, Metazoa, Arthropoda, Insecta, Lepidoptera, Noctuidae.
UUUGUGCCUGAUUGUAACAAAGCAAUAUCUGAUUAACCAGCCAUUAUCUAGUAAUUAAACGGACCGCUGAUAGUCGAACGGAAUAGGUAAAAAGGUACCUACUUUAAUUUAACAACUCAUAUUAGCAAACGCAUACUAAACAAAGGAAUUACAGUCUGGUGCAUUUUUUUAUUGUUUGAAUGACUAAUGAAACUGAAUGCAUGAAUACAGGUAGGAAACUGAAUUAAUAAUUUUCCUCCUCCCAAAUCACAUUAGCACUGCGAAUAUGUGCAUACCUAGGUGAACUGCUUAUGUGCGUACAUAAUGGAAGUGAUAAUAUCAUUCGGUCUAGUCAGUAUUCAUAACCAUUUUUCAGUUUGCACUUGUCACGGAGUAAAAUACGGUAAAACGGAAUACUCACCCGUGUGAAUUCGAGGGGUGAAUAAAUAUUGAGAAAAUGUUCUAAUAAGUUAUUUAUUCACCCCCCAUUCUUGUAUCUAUUCACCUCGUUUUACGGUAGCUAAUUAUUACCUAUCAGUUGUAAUCAGAGAGACUUCCGAACAAGAGGACAAUUAAUUAUAGGUAAGGCCGGUAAUAUUCAGUGUAUCCUAAAACUUCCUUGUAUUAUGUACCUACUACUUAUGUGGUAUGUACACCUACAUACUGCUGCGUGUGUACUAGGGCAAAAGCUAAGAUGAUUUUGCGAUACACCUUUUUUGUAUUCAAAAGUCUAGGAGACUAUUACCACUCAGAAUGACAAUUAAAUAUUAGACGGUUAUUAUUUACUCUUUGUUAAUAUUUUUGAAAUCGCUCAGAAAUACUUGAACAGCUUUACCAAUCAAAGUCUGAAGUCAAACCAACAAUAACAAAAUUCCAUUUACUGAUUUUGAUUUCAUGUCUACAGACAAUUAUCAAGUGCAGAACUUUUAUAAGUAUUCUAGGAAAACGUUCAAAAAGAAUAGGCGGGGCUCGAAUGAUUAUGAUGGAGAAAACGCUAACUUUGAAGCGGCAGAUGUAUCACCACGAAGUGAUCUGCGAAGUGAUGGAAGAAUUGACAGUAAUGAUUGUAAUGAUUCACCAAGAUGUAGUUGUGACUUAGAUCCUGAGGGAGAAAUCGCUAAUAUCCUCCACAAAAAAUGCCCAGUAAUAACUCUAGCGCAACAGCAAUUAUCAAGGCUGUUGGACGAAACCGACAAACUGCUGUGCGAUAACACUAGAUGCUGUAGGUCUGUAUAUGACUUCGUGUGUCUAUGUAAAGAGAUUUUCGUACGUCAGGAUAAGGGCCGAGCGAUUUUAAUUAUAUUGAUUGGUAUGAGUUUCAUUGCUGGAAUUCUGAUCGGUGCUGCAUCUUGCGGGUCAUAUCUCGGGCGGUUUAACAGUCCUAUUCUUUGUUGUGUCGACAAUUUAUUUGCCCUCGACAGGUUUACCUCUGUAGAAGACACGUAUCGUAGUAUAGUAUAGAAACUACCCUCUUAUCCAUUAGUAGGUAACUACCAUUAAAUAGCACACUAACAUAAUACUUGUAACAUUUUACACUCCUCGAUAAUGUAAUUCAAUAAGAAUAUUUUAGAUGAGAUUAUAGAAUAGAUAUUUACUGAUUAAUCUUUGUUUUUAUUUAAAUUGAUAAAAUAUUACAUAAUGUUGGUAUACCAAUUUACUAGGUACUAGUUUUUACUGUUC